CCCGUUCUCGAUUUUUUUUUAAUUUUACAAAUCGAAAGAAAAACACCUAUAAAGUAAAUUCCCAAAUUUUUAGAUUUUUAUUCCUACUUUUAACCCCUUAAAAAAAUUAACAAAGUUGCUCCACGCGAAAACGGGGCGGAGCUUCGAGUGACGUCACGACGCAGUAGACGAGACGGUGCGACCGCGCCGCGGUAUCGGGAGACGGCCAGAAACAGUGGAAAUCGAAUUAAAAAACGUGUUUGUUUAGUCUGUUGCGAGUAUUCGUGUGGUGUUUUCUGUUCUGUAACUUUUUUUAAUUUAAUUUCUGGUGUACCAUGAGUGACAAAAAAACUACGAGGAAAUAUUGUAUUGUACCUGAGUGUCCUAAUACCUCAAAAAAUGCCCCUGAGAAACUAUUUAUAAACGUGCCUUCUGAUCCUACAGCUAGGAAGGUUUGGCAAAAAGCUAUGCGUCGAGAAGUUUUUGUUUCUGGUAAAUCACACGUUUGUUGUUGUGAGGAUCAUUUUAAUGUAAGUUAAAGUUUGCGAUGAUAACGCAGAAUAAAAAAUAUUUUAUAUCUUUAACCUCUUUUAGGUAAAAGAAGACAUAGAAAAUUAUAUGUAUUUAAAAACUAUGAAAAAAGGUAAUAUUCUUAUUAAGCCAAAUGUAGUACCGAGAUUUUUUGAUUGCCAAAAAAGUCGAGUAACAGCACAUAAAGCGAAACAGUCGAAGUUUUUACAAAAAAAAGAACAGCGGUCUUUGAUUCAUAGUUUACUACUUCCUGGGACUUCUGCUGAAAUCGAGGAUGUUGAGCAAGAAGAUAACGUGACAAGCGAAACAGAACCGAAACAAAAAGAUGUAGGCAUUCAAGUUUUAUUUAAGGUAGAAAGUCGCAGCAAGGGAAUUCAAUGUAUGCCAGAUGAUUUGGUGCCAGUGGAAAAAGAGAAGAAAAAAAGACAAUGUGCAUUUAAGCAAAAUGAUUCGAAGAUAAUGCGGUUUGCUGAAAAAAAUAAUUCUAUCUCUAUUUCCACUAGCGGCUCUACGUCCACAUUUAGCUAAGUAUGUCGGAUUCUGACAAUACGCAAUAUAUGGAAAAUAUGGACUUUUCAGAAGAAAUACGAAAAAGAUCUACGUUUUUAAUAGAAAGAAAUCCAAAACUUUAUAUAGGUAUUCCUAGCCAUUCAUUGUUUAUUGUAAAUAUUCUAGCGCAAAAAUGUAAAUUAGAUAGAUUAGAUAUUUUUUUAACUUUCAAAAAGAUAAAACUAAAUUUAUCCUAUAGAAUAUUAGCUGACGAUUUUGGCAUACAAGUUGCUAGGGUAUGUAAUAUUAUUCAAAAAACUAUACCUUUAUUAGCAGGUUACCUUUAUCCAUUUGUGCAAUUUAAAUCAUUAAAUGAUGUCCAAGAAAAACUUCCUAUUCCCUUUAGGCAUAGAUAUAAAAACGUUCAAUGUAUUAUUGACUGUUUUGAAAUAUCGAUACAAAAACCAAGCAACCCAAUACUACAGUCUCUUUCAUGGUCAGAAUAUAAAGGUUGUAACGCUAUGAAAUAUUUAAUAGCAUGUACACCAAAUAGUUUUAUUUCUUACAUUUCUAGUGGCUUUGGUGGUAGAACUACUGAUAAAAUGAUAGUUGAAGAAUCAACUUUUUUGGCAAAAUUAGAUCCAGGGGCUCAAGUAAUGGCCGACAGAGGGUUUAAGCAUCUCGAAAAUCAACUUUUAGCCAAUAAUAAUCAACUGGUUAGACCACCAUCUGUUUCAUCAAGUCAAAAAAGUUCGAAGAAUGAAGUUACAGAAUCAAACAGAAUUGCAAGCUUAAGAAUACAUGUUGAACGAGUGAUUUCUCGAAUAAGGGAAUUUUCCAUUCUUCAACCUCAUGCUAGUGUUCAUUUAAGUUUAGUUAAAUAUUUAGAUUUAAUAGUGCAAAUAGUUUGUGGAAUUAUUAAUUUACAAGAUUAUUUAGUGAAAUAAGUACACAGAGUAAUAUUUUACAUUAUUUUAUUAAAAAUGUUUUCCAACCAAAA
Messenger RNA from Anthonomus grandis grandis, 1999 nucleotides. RefSeq lists its product as uncharacterized. Lineage: Eukaryota; Metazoa; Arthropoda; Insecta; Coleoptera; Curculionidae. The transcript has 2 exons. The record is from RefSeq and is a predicted model, not a curated record. Bases 1041 to 1946 code for a protein of 301 amino acids.